Vigna unguiculata (cowpea) is the source of this 1465-nucleotide messenger RNA. It is a transcript of the gene GXM3, whose product is annotated as glucuronoxylan 4-O-methyltransferase-like protein (DUF579). Lineage: Eukaryota; Viridiplantae; Streptophyta; Magnoliopsida; Fabales; Fabaceae. The record is from RefSeq and is a predicted model, not a curated record. Gene Ontology annotation, biological process: xylan biosynthetic process.
UUAAGAUGUUGACGGAAAAAUAGGUACAGAAAGAAAUUCCACCAAAUUUGAAGAUGCAACAACUGCAGUUUGCUUGAUUCACAAUUCUGAGAGGUGUGUUGUCUAUAUCAAAUGCGGAUCCAUCCAGUGGCAGUGCAUGGGAGUUCCCUUGGCGUCAAAGCAUCAAACGUCAAUUAUUCCUCCCAGGCCCUAGCCAGCUAACUUCAAACCAAAUAUAACGCAUGCAUAUCCAUGUUCGCUUCACUGUUUUUCAUCACUCACUUUCUACACACAAAUCAAGCCAAGAUGAGGCCCAAACCCCAUCAACCAUUCAAUUCCAAGCUGCUCCUUCUGCCGCUCUUGGUGGCCUUCUUCCUCCUCUUCGUCCUAAGAUCAAACUUGUCUACCUUCAAAGACAUGCAAGAGGAGACCCCAAAUGCUACCUCACAACCAUCGCAUUCAGUAAAGACCCAAAAUUGUUCCCCGAGUUGCAAAAAGAUACCAGUUUCUCUCUCCCAAACACUCAUCCACUACUCCACCUCAACCAUCACCCCACAACAAACGCUGAAAGAGAUAUCGGUGUCUGCAAGAGUGUUGGAGAAGAAAUCCCCGUGCAACUUUCUGGUGUUUGGGUUGGGGCACGACAGCCUCAUGUGGAGUGCACUGAAUCAUGGUGGGAGGACGGUGUUCCUGGAAGAAGACGAGGCAUGGAUGGAGCAAAUAAGGAGGCGGUUUCCGACGGUGGAGUCGUACCACGUGAGGUACGACAGCAAGGUGAAGGAGGCUGAGAAUCUGAUGGAGGUUGGGAGAGGAGAGGAGUGCACAGCAGUGGGAGACCCCAGAUACUCCGUUUGCCAGCUUGCUUUGAAGGGUUUGCCCAGUGUGGUGUACGAGACAGAGUGGGAUCUGAUCAUGGUCGACGCACCCACCGGCUACUACCAGGAUGCACCUGGGAGGAUGAGUGCCAUCUACACCGCUGGGAUGAUGAGCAGGAACAAGGAGAGUGGAGAGACCGAUGUGUUCGUACAUGAUGUCAACAGAGAGGUCGAAGACACUUUCUCCAAGGCAUUCCUCUGCGAAUGCUUCAUCAACAAACAAGAGGGCAGGCUGAGACACUUCACCAUUCCCAGCUUCAGGCACCACCCUCACCUCUUGCGCGGGCCCUUCUGCCCUCCCCCACCGCCUCCUUCCUGAUCCACCCUCAUCACUCUCAACCCAUUUAUCCACUACUGCUUCUUCAAUAAAAUAUUUCAUAACACCACAACAUUUUUUUUUUUAAUUUUAUACAAUAUUAUAAUUGUAAUUUGCUAGCCUAAAUAACUUGUAUGUUGUAUAUGAGUCCAGAUUCUAAAAAAUCAUUAUAAUUGACGAACAAAUAUUGCAUUAUCGACCAUAGAGAAAAUUACGAUACCUUACCUUUGAAUUGUGUAACUUCCUGUACAAUGAUUUUGGAUCCUUGAUAUGUGUCUGUUGAAUUUUAGCUAAA